Messenger RNA from Oryctolagus cuniculus (rabbit), 10436 nucleotides. Its product is annotated as E3 SUMO-protein ligase RanBP2. NCBI's taxonomy places the organism in Eukaryota, Metazoa, Chordata, Mammalia, Lagomorpha, Leporidae. The record is from RefSeq and is a predicted model, not a curated record. Gene Ontology annotation, molecular function: protein binding; peptidyl-prolyl cis-trans isomerase activity; GTPase activator activity. Gene Ontology annotation, biological process: NLS-bearing protein import into nucleus; protein peptidyl-prolyl isomerization. Gene Ontology annotation, cellular component: cytoplasm; nuclear pore.
CCCCGCCCCCUCCGCCGGCGACUGCGCUGCGUCACGGGUUUUCAAGCGCUUCGCUGCUGGACCCUGCGACCGCAGCGGGGCCUAACGCCUGCCGGCCGCUCGCCGGGAGUCCGGUCGGCGGCGCGAUGAGGCGCAGCAAGGCCGACGUGGAGCGGUAUAUCGCUUCGGUGCAGGGCUCCGCCCCGUCGCCGCGAGAGAAGUCAAUGAAAGGAUUCUAUUUUGCAAAACUGUACUAUGAAGCUAAAGAAUAUGAUCUUGCUAAAAAAUAUAUAUCUACAUAUAUUAAUGUGCAAGAGAGGGAUCCCAAAGCUCAUAGAUUUCUGGGACUUCUUUAUGAGGCAGAAGAAAACACAGACAAAGCUGUCGAAUGUUAUAAGCGUUCAGUGGAAUUAAACCCAACACAAAAAGAUCUUGUGUUGAAGAUUGCAGAAUUGCUUUGUAAAAACGAUGUUACUGAUGGAAGAGCAAAAUACUGGGUUGAAAGAGCAGCUAAGCUUUUCCCAGGAAGUCCUGCAGUCUAUAAACUAAAGGAACAACUUUUAGAUUGUAAAGGUGAAGAUGGAUGGAAUAAACUUUUUGACUUGAUCCAGUCAGAACUUUACACAAGACCUGAUGAUGUCCAUAUGAACAUCCGACUAGUGGAACUGUAUCGCUCAAAUAAAAGAUUGAAGGAUGCUGUGGCCCACUGCCAUGAGAGAGAGAAGAACAUAGCUUUGCGUGCAAGUUUAGAAUGGAAUUCAUGUGUUGUCCAGACUCUUAAGGAGUAUCUGGAAUCUCUACAGUGUUUGGACUCUGAUAAAAGUAACUGGCGAACAACCAAUAAAGACUUACUUCUGGCGUAUGCUAACCUCAUGCAUCUUACACUUUCUAUCAGGGAUGUGCAGGAAAGUAGAGAAUUACUGGAAAGCUUUGAUGGUGCUCUGCAGUCUGUGAAAUCUUCUGUGGGUGGAAAUGAUGAGCUGUCAGCAGCGUUCUUAGAAGUGAAAGGACAUUUCUACAUGCACGCUGGUUCCCUGCUCUUGAAGAUGGGUCAGCACAGCGACGGACAGUGGCGCGCGCUCUCUGAGCUGGCUGCCUUGUGCUAUCUCAUAGCGUUUCAGGUUCCCAGACCAAAGAUUAAAUUAAUAAAAGGAGAAGCUGGACAAAAUCUGCUGGAAAUGAUGGCUUAUGAUCGACUGAGCCAAUCAGGGCACAUGUUGGUAAACUUGAGUCAUGGCAAACAAGAUUUUUUAAAAGAGAUUGUGGAAUCUUUUGCCAAUAAAAGUGGACAGUCUGCUUUAUAUGAUGCUCUAUUUUCUAGUCGGUCACCUAAGGAUAAAUCUUUUCUUGGUGAUGAUGAUAUUGGAAACGUUGAUGUACAUAUACCAGAGUCUGAUGAGUUGGCUAGAUAUGAUGUUGGUGCCGUUCGUGCACAUAAUGGCAGUCUUCAGCACCUUACCUGGCUUGGCUUACAAUGGAAUUCAAUGCCUGAUUUACCUGCAAUUCGAAAAUGGCUAAAACAGCUUUUUCAUCAUCUGCCUCAGGAAACUUCAAGACUUGAAACAAAUGCACCUGAAUCCAUAUGUAUUUUAGAUCUUGAAGUAUUUUUACUCGGAGUGAUAUAUACCAGCUAUUUACAAUUAAAGGAGAAAUGUAAUUCUCACUAUAGCUCCUAUCAGCCUCUAUGCUUGCCACUUCCUGUGUGUAAACAGCUUUGUACAGAGAGGCAGAAGACUUGGUGGGAUGCAGUUUGUAAUCUAAUUCACAGAAAGGCAAUACCUGGAGCCUCAGCAAAAUUACGACUUCUAGUUCAGCAUGAGAUGCACACACUAAGGGGCCAGGAAAAGCAUGGUCUUCAACCUUCUCUGCUUGUACACUGGGCAAAAUACCUUCAGAGAACGGGCAGCAGCCUUAAUUCUUUUUAUGAUCAACGGGAAUACCUAGGCAGAAGUGUUCAUUAUUGGAAAAAAGUUUUGCCUUUGUUGAAGACAAUCAAAAAGAAGAGCAGUAUUCCUGAACCUACUGAUCCUCUAUUUAAACAUUUUCAUGCUGCGGACAUUCAGGCAUCUGAAAUUGGUGAAUAUGAAGAGGAUGCACAUAUAACUUUUGCUAUAUUGGAUGCAGUUAAUGGAAAUGUUGAAGAUGCUCUGUCUGCUUUUGAAUCAAUAAAAAACGUUGUUUCUUACUGGAAUCUUGCACAGAUUUUUCACAGGAAAGCAGAAGACAUUGAAAAUGACGCCCUUUCUCCCGAAGAACAAGAAGAAUGCAAAAAUUAUCUGAGAAAGACCAGGGACUACCUAAUAAAGAUUUUAGAUGACAGUGAUUCAGAUCUUUCAGUGGCCCGAAAAUUGCCUGUGCCCCUAGAGUCUGUAAAAGAGAUGCUGAAUUCAGUCAUGCAGGAACUUGAAGACUACAGCGAAGGAGGUCCUCUUUGUAAAAAUGGUUCUUUGCGAAAUACAGAUUCAGAAAUAAAACAUUCUACACCAUCUCCCACCUUAUAUUCUCUGUCACCUAGUAAAAGUUACAAGUAUUCUCCCAAAACACCACCUCGAUGGGCAGAAGAUCAAAAUUCCUUACUGAAAAUGAUCUGCCAACAAGUAGAGGACAUUAAGAAAGAAAUGCAGGAAUUAAAACUAAAUAGCAGUAACUCGGCAUCCCCUCAUCGUUGGCCCACAGAGAAUUAUGGACCAGACUCAGUGCCUGAUGGAUACCAGGGAUCACAGACUUUUCAUGGGGCUCCAUUAACAGUUUCAACUACUGGUCCUUCAGUAUAUUAUAGUCAGUCACCAGCAUACAAUUCCCAGUAUCUCCUCAGACCAGCAGCUAAUGUUACUCCCACAAAGGGUCCGGUUUAUGGCAUGAAUAGGCUUCCACCCCAACAGCAUAUUUACGCGUAUUCACAGAUGCACACACCACCAGUGCAAAGCUCAUCUGCUUGUAUGUUCUCUCAGGACAUGUAUGGUCCUCCAUUGCGUUUCGAGUCUCCUGCAACAGGAAUUAUGUCACCCAGGGGUGAUGAUUAUUUUAAUUACAGUGUUCAGCAGCCAAACACAAACCCAUCCUUGCCAGAACCAGGAUAUUUCACAAAACCACCUCCAGUGGCAAAUCAUGCUUCAAGAUCUGCCGAAUCUAAGGUUAUAGAAUUUGGAAAAACAAGUUUUGUUCAGCCUGUGCCAGGUGAAGGAAUAAGGCCGUCAUUGACAACACCCGCACAUACAACACAACCACCUCCUUUUAAGUUUAACUCGAAUUUCAAGUCAAAUGAUGGUGACUUCACAUUUUCCUCACCUCAGGUUAUGACGCAACCCCCUUCUGCACCUUAUGGUAGUAGUGAAAGGCUUUUAGGUCUCCUGACUUCAGAUAAACCUUUACAAGGAGAGUGCUAUAGUGGUCCAAAGCCAAUUCCUAGUCAGACCAUCGGGCCUCGGAAUACAUUCAAUUUUGGAAGCAAAAAUAUGUCUGGAAUCUCAUUUACAGAAAACAUGGGGCCAAAUCAGCAAAAGAAUUCAGGGUUCCGUCGAAGUGAUGACAUGUUUACUUUCCAUGGACCAGGGAAGUCAGUGUUCGGGACACCUGCUCCAGAGCUGGCGAGCAAGAACCAUGACACAGACGCAGGCAGUGCCCAUGGAGAUGAGGAUGAGGAUGGCCCGCACUUUGAGCCCGUGGUCCCUCUUCCUGAUAAAAUCGAAGUGAAGACUGGUGAGGAAGAUGAAGAAGAAUUCUUCUGUAAUCGUGCUAAAUUAUUCCGCUUCGAUGGAGAAUCCAAAGAAUGGAAGGAACGUGGGAUUGGCAAUGUAAAAAUACUGAGGCAUAAGACAUCUGGUAAAAUUCGUCUUCUGAUGAGGCGAGAGCAAGUAUUGAAAAUCUGUGCAAAUCAUUACAUUAGUCCAGAUAUGAAAUUGACACCAAAUGCUGGAUCAGACAAAUCUUUUGUAUGGCACGCCCUUGAUUAUGCAGAUGAGUCGCCGAAACCAGAACAGCUGGCUAUUAGAUUCAAAACUCCUGAGGAGGCAGCGCUUUUUAAGUGCAAGUUUGAAGAGGCCCAGAGCAUUUUAAAAGCCUCAGGAACUAACUUAGCAACAGCACCAAAUGAGACUAUCAGAACUGUAAAAGACUCCGCAAGUCAUGACAACAAGGAUAUUUGUAAAUCUGAUGCUGGAAACAUGAAUUUUGAAUUUCAAGUUGGAAAGAAAGAAGGGUCUUGGUGGGGCUGUAACAGCUGCUCCUUGAAAAAUGCUGCAACUGUGAAGAAAUGUGUAUCAUGCCAAAAUCUAAACCCAAGUAGUAAAGAGCUCCUUGGCCCACCAUUAGUUGAAACAGUUCCUGCUCCUAAAACUGGCCCAGCGAAUGCUCAGGAUAGAUUUGCCUCAGUGGCUCCAGUGAAAGAAGGUUAUUGGGACUGUAGUGUUUGUUUAGUAAGGAAUGAACCUACUGUAUCUAAGUGCAGUGCAUGCCAAAGUACAAAAUCUGCUAACAAAACUGGGUCUUCAUUUGUUCAUCAGGCUUCCUUUAAAUUUGGCCAGGGAGAUCUUCCUAAGUCUGUCAAUAGUGACUUCAGGUCUGUGUUCUCUAUGAAGGAAGGACAGUGGGAUUGCAGUUUGUGCUUAGUGCGGAAUGAAGGGAGCGCUGCAAAAUGCAUUGCCUGUGAGAAUCCAAGAAAACAGAGUCUACCUGCCUCUGCUGUUGCAGCUCCUGCCUCUUUCCAGUUUGGUACUUCAGAGACAAGUAAAGCACCAAAGAGCGGAUUUGAGGAUGUUUUUGCCGAGAAGGAAGGACAGUGGGACUGCAAUGUCUGCUUGGUGCGAAAUGAACCAGAUGCUACAAAAUGCAUUGCCUGUCAGAAUCCAGCUAAACCAGGCCCACCUGCUGCUGCUGCAGCCCCUGCCUCUUUCCAGUUUGGUACUUCAGAGACGAGCAAGGCUCCUAAGAGCGGAUUUGAGGGGAUGUUCGCCAAGAAGGAAGGACAGUGGGACUGCAGUUUGUGCUUAGUAAGAAAUGAAGAGACUGCUACCCAAUGUAUUGCUUGUCAGAGUCCAAACCCGCAGAACCAGCCUACUUCUGCUGUUCCAGCAUCUGCCUCUGCAGAGAUGAGCAAGGCUCCAAAGACUGGACUGGAAGGACUGUUCCCCAAGAAGGAAGGACAGUGGGAUUGUAGUGUUUGCCUUGUACAAAAUGAAGGUUCUUCCUUAAAAUGCGUGGCUUGUGGUGCCUCUAAAUCAACUCAUAAGCCCAUUGCAGAAACUCCCUCAGCUUUCACAUUGGGCUCCAAAACAAAGUUAAGUGACUCUUCUGCAAGUCAGGUAGAGACAGGAUUCAAAAGUAACUUUUCAGAAAAAGCUUUUAAAUUUGGCAGUACGGCAGAGCAAGGGUUUAAGUUUGGACAUGCAGAUCCAGAAAAUGCACCGUCAUUUACAUUUCAGGGUUCUUCUAAUACAGAAUCCAAGUCAACAAAAGAAGGGUUUAGUUUUUCAAUUCCUGUGUCUGCUGAUGGCUUUAAAUUUGGUAUUCAGGAACAGGGAAAUCAAGAGAGGAAUGAGAAACACCCUGAAAAUGACACUGGUUUCCAGGCACAGGAUGCUAGUAGCCAAAAGAAUGGUAGUGGUGUGAUCUUUGGUCAAAAAAGUAGCACUUUUACCUUUGCAGAUCUUGCAAAGUCAACUUCAGGAGAAGGAUUUCAGUUUGGCAAAAAAGACCCCAAUUUCAAGGGAUUUUCGGGUGCUGGAGAAAAAUUAUUCUCAUCACAGAGUGGUAAAAUUGCUGAUAGAACCAACACUUCUGCUGAUCUUGAGAAAGAUGAUGAUGCCUAUAAGACUGAGGAAAAUGAUGACAUUCAUUUUGAGCCAGUAGUUCAGAUGCCUGAAAAAGUAGAACUUGUAACAGGAGAAGAAGAUGAAAAAGUUCUGUAUUCACAGCGGGUGAAACUGUUUAGGUUUGAUGCUGAGAUAAGUCAGUGGAAAGAACGGGGCUUAGGCAAUUUAAAAAUUCUCAAAAAUGAGGUGAAUGGAAAACUAAGAAUGCUGAUGCGAAGAGAACAAGUCCUAAAAGUGUGCGCUAAUCAUUGGAUAACAACUACAAUGAACCUGAAGCCUCUCUCUGGAUCAGAUAGAGCGUGGAUGUGGUUGGCUAGUGAUUUCUCUGAUGGUGAUGCCAAACUAGAACAGCUGGCAGCAAAAUUUAAAACACCAGAGCUGGCUGAAGAAUUCAAGCAGAAGUUUGAGGAAUGCCAGCGACUUCUGUUAGAUAUACCACUUCAGACUCCCCAUAAACUUGUAGAUACUGGCAGAGCUGCUAAGUUAAUACAGCGAGCUGAAGAAAUGAAGAGUGGACUGAAAGAUUUCAAAACGUUUUUGACAAAUGAUCAGACAAAAGUCAGUGAUGAAGAGAGUAAGAGUUCCGACGCAGGGUCGGCCAAUGCUUCAGAUACAACAAUCAAGCCAAAUCCUGAAAACACGGGGCCCACGUUAGAGUGGGACAACUAUGAUUUAAGGGAAGAUGCUUUAGAUGAUAGUGUAAGUAGCAGUUCAGUACAUGCUUCUCCAUUGGCAAGCAGCCCUGUGAGGAAAAAUCUUUUCCGCUUUGGUGAGUCAACAACAGGAUUCAACUUCAGUUUCAAGUCUGCUUUGAGUCCAUCUAAGUCUCCUGCCAAGUUGAAUCAGAGUGGGACUUCAGUUGGUACUGAUGAAGAAUCUGAUGUGACUCAAGAAGAAGAGCGAGAUGGCCAGUACUUUGAACCUGUUGUACCUUUACCUGACCUAGUAGAAGUAUCCAGUGGUGAGGAAAAUGAGCAAGUAGUUUUUAGUCACAGAGCAAAACUCUAUAGAUAUGAUAAGGAUGUUGGUCAGUGGAAAGAAAGGGGCAUUGGUGAUAUAAAGAUUUUACAGAAUUAUGAUAAUAAGCAAGUUCGUAUAGUGAUGAGAAGGGACCAGGUAUUAAAACUUUGUGCCAACCACAGAAUAACACCAGAUAUGACACUGCAAAAUAUGAAAGGGACAGAAAGAGUAUGGGUGUGGACUGCUUGUGAUUUUGCAGACGGAGAAAGAAAAAUAGAACAUUUAGCUGUGCGUUUUAAACUACAAGAUGUUGCAGACUCAUUUAAGAAAAUUUUUGAUGAAGCAAAAGUAGCCCAAGAAAAGGAUUCUUUGAUAACACCGCACGUUUCUCGGUCAAGCACUCCUAGAGAGUCACCAUGUGGCAAAAUUGCUGUAGCUGUGUUAGAAGAAACCACACGAGAAAGGACGGAUUUAAUUCAGGGUGAUGACGUAGCAGACACAACUUCCGAAGUUGGAGAAGGGUCUAGCACAACUGAAACAACAACAAAAGCAGUGGUUUCUCCUCCCAAAUUUGUGUUUGGUUCAGAGUCCGUUAAAAGCAUCUUUAGUAGUGAAAAAUCAAAGCCAUUUGCAUUCGGCAACAGUUCAGCCACUGGGUCUUUGUUUGGAUUUAGUUUUAAUGCACCUUUGAAAAAUAACAACAGUGAAACUAGUUCAGUAGUCCAGAGUGGAUCUGAAAGAGAACUGGAACCUGCCAAGUCUGAACUGUCGAAGAGCUCUGAUCUCAAACAUCCUUCAGAUGGCAAAGCCAGAAAUCUCUUGGCUUCCUUUCCAAAGGAAGAAGCCUCAACCGGUUACAUCUUUAAAACACCAGAAAAGGGAUUUAAUUUUAGCCUUUUUAAAUCUAAUCCAAUGGCUUUUUGGACCAGCACCCCUUCCUCACAGCCUGAGAGUGGAGCAAAAGAGAAGAAAAAUUCUGCAGAUCUUCCUCCAGAUGAUGAUGUUCUCAUUGUGUAUGAACUAACCCCGACUCCUGACCAGAAAGCCCUUGCAGCGGAGCUUAAACUUCCUCCAACUUUCUUCUGCUAUAAGAAUAGACCAGAUUAUGUUAGUGAAGAAGAGGAGGAUGACGAAGAUUUUGAAACAGCUGUCAGAAAACUUAAUGGAAAACUCUAUCUGGAUGACUCAGAAAAAUGUAAGCCCUUGGAAGACAAUCUAACAGAUCCUGAGAAAGAAUGUGUUAUUGUUUGGGAGAAGAAACCAACAGUUGAAGAGAAAGCAAAAGCAGAUACCUUAAAGCUUCCACCCACAUUUUUUUGUGGAGUUUGCAGUGAUACUGAUGAGGACAAUGGAAAUGGGGAAGACUUUCAGUCAGAGCUUCAGAAAGUUCAGGAAGCUCAAAAAUCCCAGAGUGAGGAAAUCGCCAGCACAGCAGAUGGUGUAUGUACAGGUGGGACUGAAGUGACUGCUCCGUCGUUAGGGAAAUCUGAAGAACCUGAUUCUGUUGCCAAAUGUAUUGGUUCACCACCUGUUUCCUGUGGAGCUGCAGACAAGCCUGUGGAUUUGUCUACUAGAAAGGAAAUUGAGCCAGGUUCUACAAGCCAAGUGGAAAGCAAAACAGUUUCAUUUGGAUUUGGAAGUAGCACAGGGCUUUCAUUUGCAGAUUUGGCUUCCAGUAAUUCUGGGGAUUUUGCUUUUGGUUCUAAAGAUAAAAAUUUCCAGUGGGCAAAUACUGGUGCAGCUGUAUUUGGAGCACAGACAACCAAUAAAGUUGGUGAAGAUGAAGAUGGUAGUGAUGAAGAGGUAGUUCAUAAUGAAGAUAUCCACUUUGAACCAAUAGUGUCAUUACCAGAGGUAGAAGUAAAAUCUGGAGAAGAAGAUGAAGAAGUUGUGUUUAAAGAGAGAGCCAAACUUUACAGAUGGGAUCGUGAUGCCAGCCAGUGGAAGGAGCGUGGUGUAGGAGACAUAAAGAUCCUUUGGCAUAGGAUGAAGAACUAUUAUCGGAUCCUAAUGAGGAGAGACCAGGUCUUCAAAGUGUGUGCAAACCAUGUUAUUACCAAAACAAUGGAAUUAAAACCCUUAAAUGUUUCAAAUAAUGCUUUAGUUUGGACUGCUUCAGAUUAUGCUGAUGGAGAAGCAAAAGUGGAACAGCUUGCAGUGAGAUUUAAAACAAAAGAAAUGGCUGAUUGUUUUAAGAAAAAGUUUGAAGAAUGUCAACAGAAUUUAUUGCAACUCCAGAAAGGGCAUGUUUCACUGGCAGAAUUGUCAAGAGAGACCAACCCUGUGGUGUUUUUUGACAUUUGUGCCGAUGAUGAACCUUUAGGGCGUAUAACCAUGGAGUUAUUUUCAAACAUCGUUCCUCAGACUGCUGAGAACUUCAGAGCACUGUGUACUGGAGAGAAGGGCUUUGGUUUCAAGAACUCCAUUUUUCACAGAGUAAUUCCAGAUUGUCUUUGCCAAGGGGGAGAUAUCACCAAACAUGAUGGAACAGGAGGAAAGUCUAUAUAUGGAGAUAAAUUUGAAGAUGAAAAUUUUGAUGUGAAACACACUGGUCCUGGCUUGCUGUCAAUGGCCAAUAGGGGCCCAAAUACCAAUAAUUCUCAAUUUUUUAUAACACUGGGAAAAGCAGAACAUUUGGACUUCAAGCAUGUAGUAUUUGGGUUUGUUAAGGAUGGCAUGGAUACUGUGAAAAAGAUUGAGUCAUUUGGUUCUCCUAAAGGGUCUGUUAGUCGAAGAAUUAGCAUCACAGAAUGUGGACAGAUAUAAAAUCAUUGGGUUUUUUGUAGUAAAUUUUAUCUGUAUAAGCAGUUGAAUCAAAGCUUAGCUGUUACAAUAUGGUAAUUAUGUUCAGCUUUUGAAAAUGGACGUUUCCAAUGUAUAAAUGUACAAUUGCAGCUCAUAGCUGUUGUCACUUUUUAAUGUGUUAUAAUUGACCUUGCAUGGUGUGAAAUAAAAGUUUAAACACUGGUGUAUUUCAGGUGUACUUGUGUUUAUGUACUCCUGAUAUAUCUGUAAUAAAAUGGAAUAGUAAUAAUAAUCUUGUUAAAAGCAAUAUACCUUCACAGACUAUUGAAGGGAUUAAAUAUAUGCAAUUUAAUUUUAAUUCCUUUAAAUAUAUGUGGACUUCCAGCAUGGAAAUACUUAACAUUUGAGUAAGGGACCACAACUUGGAUAAUUUUAUUUUGGAUCUGAAAUAUAUUUGGUAACCUUAACUGUUGGUGUGCUCAUUUAUGCAUAGAGACUCAUUUAUGAAUGGGUAGUGCCACAGAAGGUAGAGUUAACCAAAGUGCUCUUCUGUAAUCUUACACCUCUUGUAUAGUUUACAAAUGAACUUUUAAGUAGAGUACCUUCUUUGCCUAAAAUAUAUAGCUUCUGUGCCCUUUCAAAGGUGUUAAAUUAAUUUUUUACAUUUUAAGCAAAUUGACUAUUUCCUUUUUUAAAAAAAGAAAACAAACUUUUUUGUCAUCUGUCUCUACUACCUCAGCAAUUUCAACUUGGUCCUGAUGAUAGAAAUUGAAUUUUUCCUUGCAGUUAUUGUGAUAAAGUAUGAAUAUUUUUAAAGGUCUAUACCAUGUUCUUUGGUUAAAGAUUUGCUUUAUACUAGAUUGUUGCAGUAUCUUUUUCUGGUGACUUUUGUAGCAGAAAUAAAGUGACAAUUGACAACAGUCAUGAUAUUUAAAAAGUUCA